Messenger RNA from Harpia harpyja (harpy eagle), 3676 nucleotides. It is a transcript of the gene DCAF6, whose product is annotated as DDB1 and CUL4 associated factor 6. The coding region runs from base 145 to 2973 and encodes 942 amino acids. The record is from RefSeq and is a predicted model, not a curated record. Gene Ontology annotation, biological process: positive regulation of transcription by RNA polymerase II. Lineage: Eukaryota; Metazoa; Chordata; Aves; Accipitriformes; Accipitridae. The transcript has 22 exons. Gene Ontology annotation, cellular component: cytoplasm; Cul4-RING E3 ubiquitin ligase complex. Gene Ontology annotation, molecular function: protein binding.
CUCGGCGCGAGGCGGGCGGACGAGCGAGCGAGCGCCGCGUGCGCGGGCCGGUCGGUCCGUUUCCAUGGUGAUCGCGCGGGGCGGCCGGUACCAGCGGAGCGCCCGACACCCCUCCCUCCCGCCGCGCCCCGUCGGCGGGGGGCCAUGUCCCGCGGGCACUGCCCCCACCUGCUGUGGGACGUGCGGAAGCGGAGCCUGGGGCUGGAGGAGCCCGGCCUGCUGCGGAGGCACUACCUGGGGAGAAGAGAAUUUAUCCAAAGAUUAAAACUUGAAGCAACCUUGAAUGUGCAUGAUGGAUGUGUGAAUACAAUUUGCUGGAAUGAUACAGGAGAAUAUAUUUUAUCUGGUUCAGAUGAUACCAAUCUGGUAAUUAGUAAUCCCUACAGCAGAAAGGUUUUAACAACCAUUCGCUCAGGACACAGGGCCAAUAUUUUUAGUGCAAAAUUCUUACCAUGCACCAAUGACAAACAGAUUGUAUCUUGUUCCGGAGAUGGAGUCAUUUUUUACACUAAUGUUGAACAAGAUGCGGAGACCAACAGACAAUGCCAGUAUACGUGCCACUAUGGAACUACCUAUGAGAUUAUGACAGUACCAAAUGAUCCCUAUACUUUCCUCUCUUGUGGUGAAGAUGGCACUGUAAGAUGGUUUGAUACUCGAAUCAAAACAAGUUGCACAAAGGAAGAUUGUAAAGAUGAUAUUUUAAUAAACUGUCGGCGUGCUGCGACUUCUGUUGCUAUCUGUCCACCAAUCCCAUACUAUCUGGCUGUGGGUUGUUCUGAUAGCUCAGUAAGAAUAUAUGAUCGGCGAAUGCUUGGUACAAGAGCAACAGGGAAUUAUGCUGGUAGAGGCACUGUUGGAAUGGUGGCACGGUUUGUUCCUCCUCAUCUCAAUAACAAAUCCUGCAGAGUAACGUCUCUAUGUUAUAGUGAAGAUGGUCAAGAGAUCCUUGUUAGCUACUCUUCAGAUUACAUAUACUUGUUUGAUCCCAAGGAUGACACAGCACGAGAACUUAAAGUUCCUUCUGCUGAAGAGAGACGGGAAGAGUUACGGCAACCUCCUGUUAAACGUUUGCGGCUAAGAGGGGACUGGUCAGAUACUGGACCAAGAGCAAGGCCUGAGAGUGAACGAGAAAGAGAUGGGGAGCAAAGUCCUAAUGUCUCUCUAAUGCAAAGGAUGUCAGACAUGCUGUCAAGAUGGUUUGAAGAAGCUAGUGAAGUUGCACAAAGCAAUCGAGGACGAGGAAGAUCACGGUCCAGAGGUGGGACUAAUCGGACAGAUGCUCCUGCUACUAGUAACGUGCCACCUAGUACAGAAUCAGAAACUGCAAUGGAAGUAGAUGGUUCUGAACAACUUCCAUCAUCAUCAUCUUCUACAAUGUCAGCCCAAGCUCCUUCAACAUCAUCUUCAACAGAAAGUCCCCCUUCAACUUCAUUAUUGUCCUCUCCUGAUAGUGAACAAAGGCCUUCUUUAGGGGCCUCAGCUCAACCUGUGCUCCAUCAGUCUGAGUUAAUGGGACCUGAGUUAGCUAUAAUCCGUAGGGGUCUACAGCGACUGAGGCUUAAGAAGGCAGAACAACAGAGACAGCGAGAGCUAGCUGAGGGUUCAGCGCCACAGUCGUCCUCCUCUGAUCAGUCCUCCUCUAAGGGCUCCUCACAGGACCCUCAGACAUCAGAUUCUCCUUCUUCUGUGGUUAACAAACAGCUUGGAUCCAUGUCACUUGAUGAGCAACAGGAGAGUGAUAAGCCACGAACAGGAACAGGUGAACCAGUUUUAAGUUUGCACUACAGUACAGAAGGAACGACUACAAGCACGAUAAAACUGGACUUCACUGAUGAGUGGAGCAGCACAAAUUCAAGCUCUAGAGGGAGCGGAAGUCAUUGCAAAACUGAAGGCCAAGAAGACUCUGUAAAAACAAAAGCCUCAGAAGAGUCAGGGCCUGAAGAUGAAGAAACAAGAGUUCCUGAUGAAUCUUACAAGGAAGAUGCAAGUGCUGAAGAACUGAAAACUACAGAUGAAACAGUGGAGACGACAGAAGCAACUGUAUCAGAUAAACCCAGUCCUGAUCAUUCUGGAAUCCAACCAGAAGAAAAUGGUCGCAAUGUUGACGCUGUGUCUGGAAAUGUAGAGGAAGAAGCCUCCUGUGAAAAAAGUGCUAAUCAAGAAAUUUCAAGUCAAAGUGCUGAAUUCACUGCCAACUCUCUUGCUGCAAACAAUGAACCUCAGCCACACCCAGAAUCCUCAGGGCUUGCAACUCCAGAUGAGUCCUCUACCAGGACCUCAGCUCUCCAAGAAACUGAUGAUAGUGAUGAUGAUCCUGUUCUGAUCCCAGGGGCAAGGUAUCGAGGAGGACCAGGACACAGAUAUAAUAUCAGAGGAACAGCGAUAGGUGAUAGAAUAAUGAGACGAUCUGCUGUUGCCCGCAUUCAGGAGCUCUUCAGAAGGAGGAAAGAAAGAAAAGAAAUGGAAGAACUGGAAACGUUGAAUAUUAGACGUCCUUUAAUAAAGAUGGUUUAUAAAGGUCAUCGGAACUCCCGAACAAUGAUAAAGGAAGCCAAUUUUUGGGGAUCUAACUUUGUCAUGAGUGGUUCAGACUGUGGCCAUAUUUUUAUAUGGGACCGACAUACUGCUGAACAUCUCAUGCUUCUGGAAGCUGAUAAUCAUGUGGUGAACUGUCUUCAGCCUCAUCCAUUUGACCCAAUUCUGGCCUCUUCGGGUAUUGAUUAUGAUAUAAAAAUAUGGUCGCCAUUGGAAGAAUCCAAGAUUUUUAACAGAAAACUUGCAGAUGAGGUUAUAACACGUAAUGAAUUAAUGCUGGAAGAGACCAGAAACACUAUUACUGUUCCAGCUUCAUUUAUGUUACGAAUGUUGGCUUCGUUGAAUCAUAUAAGAGCAGGUGAGAGACUUCUGAAGAGCUUCUCUGCCUGGCAGCAGCUGCUGCUCCUCCUUCACCUCUCGCUGAUCUAUGACAAUUAGAGAGCCAGGAGGAUGCCACUGUGUCCAGCCCAGUGGUAUGCAUUGCCACUGCUGUAACUGAAUAUAUUAGUUUGGUUUUUUCUUCAUUUGUUAUGAUUUCUUUGGAGUAAAAUACUCAAAGAACUGCCCAACACUUGAAUUACAACAGUUUCAGCAAAAAUCUGUGUUAUGGCCGGGUGGAGUAUUUCUUAACCUGACAGUGCACAUUGGUUGAGUGAUCGAUCUGGAGUCAUUCACAUUCCCUCACACAUUUCUGUAUUUGCCUUUCUCUAAACAUUUACACCAAAAGGUACUUUUUCUGUAUAUACAGUGACAGAUAGUGAUUCCUGUUUUCUGGAGUAUACAGAUUUCUAACUGCAGCUAUUCUAGUUUUAGCUCCCCAGAACAGUGUUUCAACCCCUUGUAUUCACCAUCUCUUUUUUUAUAUUAUGCUUGCAUUCAUCUUUCCUGUGCUGACAGCCAGUCAGCAGCUACAAGGUUUCUCCUUUUUGUACACAAAUUUCACUUUUAUGCCUGGAAAUCCUUUAGGGCUUUUCUCCUGUUCUCCUUUCUUGUGGUAACAUUUCUACCCAAUCUCUGCUGUCAGUCCAUAUGGAUUUCCUUUUACUGUAUAACCCACAGUCACUGUGUGUUGUGUAAUAGCCCAGGGAGAUAGUACACUAUAAAUAUUUGCCAAAACCUGAAAACUUUAGAAUUUCUCUUU